AUGCCCAAGAGAGCCAAACCUCGGUCUACGGAUGUCUCUCUGAAUUACCUCAACAAUGUCAACGCAGAACCCAAGAGACGCCGCACAGUUAAUGAACCCAGCAUUUACGAUUUCCCGACCUCGCCGGAACAGUCUCAAGACACGCGAAAGGCUCGAGACGCCCGUCUCAGCGAGCCAGCGACGCGCUUUAGGAACCUAAGGAAUCGCCAGAAGGGCGUUGAUCCAUCGCAGCAAACCGCGACCCUUCGUAGCCCUUCCAACGAAGAACAAGAGUCACCCAACGAUGUGCAGUCCGUGGCCGACGACAAUCAGUCUGAAAAUAUUGAUGAAUCUACGGGGUCACAUGGAACCCAAAACGGGACGGAAAACAUUGGCGAACAUCAGGCAGACGACAGCGACGAGGGGCAGCCCACUUCACCCGUGCCUGCCAUCCAUUCCAGUAUUGAAGACCUCUUCCUCCCCAAAGGCGCCCAGGAGGAAGGUCAGGAGCCUGGAAUUGGCGGGUUUGUAUCUAUCAAUGGCCUGCGGCGCGGAAGUUCUCGCAACUCCCGCUCUCGACCCCAUGCUAGCGACCUCUUCCCAGCAAAAUUACCCGAGAUGGCCGGGGCGCAGAAUGACGGAGAUGAAAAUAUUUCGCCUGCCUCUGUGGAUGGUUACUCCCAUGCAAAUCACGGCAGCAGCGAGUCUGUUGAGUUCGAUAUUAGCGAAGAAAUCGUGAAGGAACGGCCGAACAGUGACAAAAAUAGUGUGGGGGAGGAUGAGGAGGAGGACGACCCAGACGAGGAAAAUCCAAUCCAUCAUCCCGUGAACCUCUUUUCGGAUGAGGCCGAACCGGAAGCCCAAGAUGGACCAGAUGAGGAUGCUUCCGAAGAAUUCCACAGUCCAAUACCUGCACGAUACUCUGCCAGCCAGUCCCUCGUGGAGGUGCAGGUUCCUAUCCGUACGAAUGGUUCCUGGAGGGAUGGCACACGGAGAAGUCAAGCGGGGACAAAUAAAUCACUGUCCUCGCAAAAUGGAUACAGGAAUCAGGUACCGGAGACCCCGGCUCAGCCCCGUCGAAGACGAAGAGAUCACGCCACUCGCAAGGACGAUGCUGCAGAUCGGCCAACGGCGUCGUCCAGGAGAAACGAAUCCCCAAACCGACGACCUUGCCCUGUUCCGGUCGAGGAUCACGAGGUCCGGCUCGGUAUUUUUUCUUGGCUCAACGAUACCGUGAAGGAAUCUGGAUUCAAGGAGGAUUGGCAGAUAAUUUGCCGACCGAGGAGAGUUUUGAAACUACGGGCCGAUUUCUUCAUGAAAGAUCGUUUUACAGGUCCAAGCAAGCUUAUCCAACGUCUACGCGACCUCUAUAAAAUUAUGGCCCGUGAACCCUAUGCAGCCAACUCCUCCAUGACAGACCAGUGUCGACUCAUCGCCAACAGCAUUUUCAACGAAGGCCAGCUAGUUCUCAUCGAGGAAGCCCUGGAGUAUGAAAAUGAAGAAACUGGCGGACAUUUGAUCAAUCAGUUUGAAGCAUAUAUUGUGCCUGACUUGAUCAAGCUGCUCAUUGUGGCGUUCAAGACCUACAAGACAGUGGGAGACGACGCGAAACCACACCUCCGCAUUGCGCUGGAUUUACUCUGGGCCAUAUGUCACCGGAUAUCUUCUAUUCAAGAUGUUGAUGAUCGCAUUGGUCCUUACGUACAAGCUACAUCUCAUGAGGUCCUUUCGCAUAUCAAGGUCGUCAAAGAUGCACUUAACGAUGGUCGACUGCAUGAAGGACUUAAUCUGGCCAACCGAGUCCCCAGAAGGUACAAACAUUUUGAACUGACAGAGGUUCAAAGCAAUAUUACUUGUGACCCGUGGACCGGGUCAGAGAAACAGGCACUCCUGGAAGGAUUAAAUGAGUUCAAUGAUGAUGAAGACACACUUGUUGAUCUAAAGUGUGACAUGAGAUAUGGACCUGUGCUCGAAAGGCGUACUCUCAAAGAUCUACAAGCCAAAGCACAGCGACUAGGGCUAUGA
Messenger RNA from Penicillium canescens, 2004 nucleotides. RefSeq lists its product as uncharacterized. The coding region runs from base 1 to 2004 and encodes 667 amino acids. The transcript has 2 exons. The record is from RefSeq and is a predicted model, not a curated record. NCBI's taxonomy places the organism in Eukaryota, Fungi, Ascomycota, Eurotiomycetes, Eurotiales, Aspergillaceae.